Molecule: messenger RNA, 1318 nt
Organism: Andrographis paniculata
Lineage: Eukaryota; Viridiplantae; Streptophyta; Magnoliopsida; Lamiales; Acanthaceae
Product: syntaxin-121-like
Exons: 1
Coding region: 263-1180 (305 amino acids)
Biological process (GO): exocytosis; intracellular protein transport; vesicle fusion
Cellular component (GO): SNARE complex; plasma membrane; endomembrane system
Molecular function (GO): SNARE binding; SNAP receptor activity
Source: RefSeq, a predicted model, not a curated record
AUUAUUAGUCGUACACAUUUUAUUGCCUGUUGUUGAACCAGAACAGGACAGGGCAGAGGAACCUAUUUGACCAGUCUGUGCUUACCCGUUCAACCAAAUCCUUCUCCAAGUCCACCAAUUCAUCCUAUAACAUUACAACAUAUAAUCCAUUUUCCUUUUCUGUUAUCUAUCCCCAUUUCAUUUCUGUUCUUGUUUCUUCACCAAAACUCUCUAGAUUGACGUUUUUUCCGAUCAGGCAACCAAUCAGAUCCUUUGAAAAAAGAUGAAUGAUCUAUUCUCCGGGUCGUUCUCCCGUUUCCGGGACCAGGGGCAAUCGCCGCCGCGGGACUCCCACAACAUCGAGAUGACCGGCGGUGGAAACGCCGGCGGCGUGAAUCUCGACCGGUUCUUCGACGACGUGGAGGCGGUGAAAGACGAAUUGAGAGAGUUGGAGUCGCUGUUCAGUCAGCUCCAGAAUUGGCACGAGCAGAGCAAGACGUUACACAACGCGAAGGCGGUGAAGGAGCUCCGAUCGCGGAUGGACGGCGACAUCGCCGCCGCUCUGAAGAAGGCGAAAAUGAUAAAGGUCCGGCUGGAGGCGCUGGACCGGUCGAACGCGGCGAACCGGAGCAUGCCGGGGUGCGGGCCGGGGAGCUCGUCGGACCGGACCCGGACGUCGGUGGUGAACGGUCUGAGGAAGAAGCUGCAGGAGAUGAUGAACCGGUUCAACGAGCUGAGGCAGAAAAUGAGCUCCGAGUACAGGGAGACGGUGCAGCGGCGGUACUACACGGUGACGGGGGAGAACCCGGAGGAGAAGGUCCUGGACCGGCUGAUCGAGACGGGGGAGAGCGAGACGUUUUUGCAGAAGGCGAUACAGCAGCAGGGGAGGGGGCAGGUGAUGGAGACGAUAAUGGAGAUCCAGGAGAGGCACGACGCGGUGAAGGAGAUGGAGAGGAAUCUGAGGGAGCUGCACCAGGUGUUCCUGGACAUGGCGGUGCUGGUGCAGAGCCAGGGGGAGCAGCUGGACGACAUCGAGAGCCAGGUGAACAGGGCCAAUUCCUUCGUCAGGGGAGGGGCGCAGCAGCUCGAGGUCGCCCGGAAGCACCAGAAGAACACCAGGAAGUGGGCCUGCUUCGGGAUCAUCCUCCUGCUCAUCGUCAUCUUGAUCAUCGUCCUCUCUAUUAGGCCUUGGCAGAAAUAAUUAAUUUGUUGUUGCCUUCAUUGUCUAAUAAAUUACCCCACUAUUGUUUUUUUUUUUUUUUUUUGAGAUUUCUCGAUUUUGUGAUUGUAUUUACUACUACUUUCUUUGCCUCAUUAUUAUCGUUAUUUAUUAUUAUUA